CGAUGGUGGCGGGCGGAGCGUGCUGAGCGCCCCCGCGGUCCCCCGGGGCAGCAUGGAGAGCGCCCUGGACGCGCAGAGCCUCAUCGCCCUGUCCCUGCGCAAGAUCCACAGCUCCCGGACCCAGCGCGGGGGCAUCAAGCUGCACAAGAACCUGCUGGUGUCCUACGUGCUCCGCAACGCGCGCCAGCUGUACCUGAGCGAGCGCUACGCCGAGCUCUACCGGCGGCAGCAACCGCCGCAGCAGCCCGCCUACCCCGCGGGCUGCACCGGGGAGAUGCCCGGCUUCUCCCCGCUGCAACUUGCCGGGGAGCCGGAGGCCCCGCACCCCCCGCAGCAGCUGCCCCGGAGCUGCUGCUCGGUGGGCCUCACCCGGGGCUGCGGGGACCUCGGGCCGCACUGUGGCAGCCGGACCACCGUGCUGGACUUGGACACGCAUGUGGUGACCACGGUGGAGGACGGCUAUUUGCACCAGGAUUGCUGCUCCUCGCCCUGCUGCUGCUGCUGCGGCGGUGGCUGCUCCGCCAAGCGCAAGUACUGCCCGGGACAGGAGGAGGAGGAGCCCCCCGGGGUCGCCCCCUGCAAGCGCCCCCGCCUCGAGGAUUCGGCCCCGGACGCUUCCAACAUCUCGAACUUGAUCUCCAUCUUCGGUUCGGGCUUCACGGGGCUGGUCAGCCGGCAGCCCGACCCGGAGCAGGCCCUCAACGGCCAGCUGUGUGGCAAGCAGGCCCUCGCCAGCCUGGGCGCCUGGACUCGAGCCAUUGUGGCUUUCUAGGGACCCCCGGGGGGGGGGCCUGCUGGAGGGGGACACACAAACACACACAAA
Messenger RNA from Tachyglossus aculeatus (Australian echidna), 823 nucleotides. It is a transcript of the gene IER5L, whose product is annotated as immediate early response 5 like. The record is from RefSeq and is a predicted model, not a curated record. The coding region runs from base 53 to 772 and encodes 239 amino acids. The transcript has a single exon. Lineage: Eukaryota; Metazoa; Chordata; Mammalia; Monotremata; Tachyglossidae.